AUGUCUGAUCAUGAAGAUAUAUUUGAUCAAGAAGAAAAGUCUUCUAAAGAGAGGAUCCACAACACGGUGAAGAAAACUCCAUCGCCGUAUGAUUUGAAUUCCAAUGAUAAUCCAGGAAACUUGAUAACUCAAGUGCGACUUCGAGGGGAGAACUAUGAAGAAUGGGCGUGUGCCAUGAAAAUAUCGCUGCGUGCUCGCAGAAAAUGGGGUUUUAUAGAAGGCACCAUUGAAACACCAAAGGAAAACUCUGAUCAAAUUGAAGAUCGGUGGACUGUUCAAUCUAUGUUGGUGUCAUGGAUUCUAAAUACCAUUGAAGCGGAUAUACAUUCCACUAUGUCUUAUGCUGAAAAUGCAAGAGAUUUGUGGAUGGAUAUCAAAGAAAGAUUCUCUACGGUGAAUGGUCCCAGAAUUCAACAGCUGAAAUCCGAUUUAUCCAGAUGCAAACAAGACGGUAUGUCAGUUGCGACAUACUACGGAAAGUUGAAACUGUUGUGGGAUGAGUUGGCCAAUUACGACCAAAUCCCGAUAUGCAGUUAUGGUGGAUGCAAGUGUGAUAUAUCAUCAAAAAUAGAGAAGAGAAGAGAGGAAGAAAGAGUUCAUCAAUUCCUUAUGGGAUUGGAUGAUGCAAUUUACGGGACUGUUCGAUCCAACCUUCUUGCAACAGAUCCGCUGCCCAAUCUCAAUAGGGUAUACUCAACAAUGAUUCAAGAAGAAAGGGUGAGAAUGAUGACUAGAACCACAGAAGAAAGAAGAGAAGUGACGAGCUUAGUUGUUCAAACAAACGGACGUGUAGUCAAAGGAAGAUGGGAUGGAAAAUACAAGUUUAUGUCUUGUACACAUUGUCAUCGAGCAGGAGAUGACGCAGGAAGCUGUUUUCAACUUGUUGGUUAUCCCGAGUGGUGGGGAGACAGACCAAAAAAUGAAGGGAAAAGUGGUGGACGAGGCAAGUCACUGCAGCAAGCAGGAGCUGGACGAGGAAGAGGAGGAAUUGUGCGUGCAAAUGUGAAUGUUGUACACAUAGGUGGAACAAGUGCAGAAACUGGGGUUUCACACGGAGAUGGUUUUGGCUUGGCUGGAAUCAGUGCAGAACAAUUGCAAUCGUUGGUAGGAUUUCUAAAUGUUCAUAAAGCAAACUCCAAUGACAAGAUGACAGGUGAGUGCGAUAUGAAUACAUGGAUAAUUGACACAGGUUGUUCUAACCACAUGACUGGAAACUUGAAUCAUAUGCGAGAACUAAGAGAUAUUCAAAGUUGUUCGGUUGGCCUACCUAAUGGAGAACAUGCUUCAGCAAUCAAAGAAGGAAGUAUAGUGUUAGAAGGAGGGUUAAAACUUGAUAAUGUUCUCUUUGUGCCAAAAUUGAAAUGCAACUUGAUAUCUGUUUCACAAAUGAUGAAUGAAUUAAAAUGUGUCAUUCAAUUCACUGAUAAUUUAUGUGUUGUGCAGGACUGUACUUCAAGGAAGCUGAUUGGAGCGGGUGAACAAAGAGAUGGGCUUUAUUUCUUCAGAUGA
Messenger RNA from Lathyrus oleraceus (garden pea), 1509 nucleotides. RefSeq lists its product as uncharacterized. NCBI's taxonomy places the organism in Eukaryota, Viridiplantae, Streptophyta, Magnoliopsida, Fabales, Fabaceae. The coding region runs from base 1 to 1509 and encodes 502 amino acids. The transcript has a single exon. The record is from RefSeq and is a predicted model, not a curated record.